GUGACGCAGCACACCUGAGCAGAGCUGCAGGAGAGAGAGAAGGGCCGACGUCACAGGACACGCACAGAGAAAUCAAGGAAUCAAAGGGUUAAAUUCCUUCGAGCUGACAGGAGUUAAAGCCGUUGUUUGGAGAGUCGUCCUGCCCGUUCAGUGCCUCUGCUCUCCUGUUUACAAGUGGUUGAUUAUCGUCCACUGCCACAGGGUGAUAAUGUGGUGUCUGCACUUCUGCGCCGUCCACAGAUUAACCGUGCUUUUGUCGGGGGGUACAAAGGGAAAAAAAAGGCCCCUCCCCUGCUGCUGAGCCGGGGCUUUCAGCAUGGCCCCCUGCCAGGGGAGGCUUUAAAAGGGUGGGGGCGCGUGGCUCCUCUCACUCUCACGGCAGGACAAACCAAGGGCAUCAAAGCAAGACAAGAUGACUCACCACUGCACCAAGUUCUCCGGCCACUGGAAGAUCAUCGUCUUCGACGAGGAGUGCUUCCAGGGCCGCCGCCAUGAGUUCACCUCCGAGUGCUGCAACGUUAUGGAGUUCGGCUUCGAGACCGUGCGCUCCCUGAGAGUGGAGAGCGGAGCCUGGGUGGGUUACGAGCACGCCUCCUACCAGGGACAGCAGUUCGUCCUGGAGAGGGGAGAGUACCCCCAGUGCGACGCCUUCGGAGGCAGCAACGCCUACCACAUCGAGAGGCUGACCUCCUUCAGACCUAUCGCCUGUGCUAACCACAGAGAGUGUCGUAUGACUAUCUUUGAGCGUGAGAACUUCCUGGGCCGUAAGGGUGAGCUUAGCGACGAUUAUCCCUCCCUCCAGGCCAUGGGCUGGUGCAACAAUGAAGUCGGCUCUCUCAAGAUCCAGUCUGGAGCAUUUGUGUGCUACCAGUACCCUGGAUAUCGUGGAUACCAGUAUAUCAUGGAGUGUGAUCGUCACUGUGGGGAGUUCAAACACUUCAAGGAGUUUGGCUCCCACUGCCAGACCCCUCAGAUCCAGUCCAUCCGCCGUAUUCAGCAGUAACAACCUCAUCCUCUCUCCCAUGUGACCUCUCACCUUUGACCCCGCUGCCCCCAGUGCUGAAUAAACUGUCUUUCUUAAACCUUACCGACUUCCACCGGUGAAUCUGCUUUUCUCG
Molecule: messenger RNA, 1118 nt
Organism: Plectropomus leopardus (leopard coralgrouper)
Lineage: Eukaryota; Metazoa; Chordata; Actinopteri; Perciformes; Serranidae
Source: RefSeq, a predicted model, not a curated record